CAUCACAACUUAAAUGACUAGCAUACAAAAUUAAAAUCAAAUUGUAUACUAAAUACUAAUAUACUAUGUCUAUUAGUCUAACCUCCUUUCUUUCUCGUUUAUCCCUUCCCCAAAUCAAAUCAUUUAUUCCUUGGGCAUGCUGACCCUUUCUUUCCUAUCGUCUCCGCCUCCGUCUCCGUCUCUAUCUCCUCGGACUUCUGCACAACCUACUUCUCCUGAUUGCCUCUUCUUUCCCAGCAACCCAAUAUCUCGACCUGUAUUUGCCACGCUCAUCAAGAAAAAUCACAAUCUUUCCUUACAUCCUGAGCUAGUUCGAGAAUUGAAAAAAUUCGAAAGCAUUGGCGGAAUGAGAACCAUAUCCGGGUUUAACACUCUCCUCAUGUCUCUAGUGUCGGCGGAUGAAUUUGAAUUGGCAUUGAAGCUCAAGUCCAGCUUGUCAUCAUUUUCUGGAUUAUGUCCAGACAGCAGGACAUAUUCAAUUUUAGUGGACUGUUACUGCAAGAAAAAUGAGCCGGCGGAGGCUAAAAGGGUCCUGGACCAAAUGCUGGAAAAGGGUUUUCAGCCCAACGUUGCCACUUUCACUACAUUGAUCCAUUCGUUCAGCAAAAUUGGAAGACUGCGAGAUGCCUACGAGGCGUUCGACAUAAUGUCCAGCAUAGGUUGCGAGCCCACAAUCAACACGUACAAUUGCUUGCUGAAGGGGUUGUGCUAUCUUGGGAGGGUGGAGGAGGCCUAUGCGCUGAUGGAGCGCAUAAGAAAGUCAAAGUCGCCGACCAUGAAACCAGAUAUCUACACUUACACCACAAUGAUGGAUGGGUUUUGCAAGGUGGGGCGAUCAACCGAGGCAUUGGAGUUACUGGACGAGGCCCUGGAGAUGGAGCUAACCCCGAAUGUGGUUACCUACAACACCCUGUUUAAUAGCUACAUCAAGGAGGGGAAGCCGCUGCGUGGUUUUGGGAUGUUGAGGCGAAUGAGGGAGAGGAAAUGCAGGCCUGAUUACAUUUGCUACAGCACGUUCUUGCACGGGCUGCUCAAGUGGGGAAAGACCAGAGCGGCCCUGCAGAUUUAUAAGGAAAUGGAAGGUGCGGACGAGAGGAUGACGAACACACUGCUGAGGGCCUUGUGCAGGCGAUCGAGGGAGGAGAGCGACUUGGUGGAGGAGGUUGAGAGGUUGUAUGAAGAAAUGCGGGGGAGGGGGUGCGCAAUCCGGCCGCCGGGUGGGUAUGAUCUGGUGGUGGACGCCCUUUGCGCCGCCUCCACAGGAGAACGGCAGAAAGGCAAGGCGGUGGCCGCCUACGAGGUGGUGCUGGAGAUGGUGGGCAGGGGGCAUUCUCCCAAGACCUUCACCUUCAACGUGGCCAUUGGAGCGCUGUGCGGUGCUGGGGAGGCUGACAAGGCGGUGGCUCUUCUGAUGCUGAUGCACCGCUGGAGAAACCCCAACCGCACACCUUUUCACCGCUUGAUCCGGCAGCUGAACCAGCGGGGAAGGUCGUUGGAGGCUUCUGCUGUUUAUGGGCUGGCAAUCAAACGGGGACUGCGCCUGCCCCUGCCCCUGCCCCUGCCCCGAACGUCGAGCCAGAUGCUCCCUGUGCCUCCUCCCUCACCCUCGCCCUUGAUAUGAUUCAUAACCUAAGUAAUUAAUUAAUUAAGUUACGUUAAGUUAAGGUUACCAGCCCAGGCCAGGCCAGAAAGAAAGAGGGCCACCUGCCUGCUGUCGAUCACUGUGUUGUGUUGGGUCGUGGCCUUAUUGUUUGUCCCUGCCUAUUAUUAUUAGUAUUAUUAUUAUUAGCCUGCGUGCACCAUAUAAAGUCAGUGAAGCAGCAUCAGCGAAUGCCCGCCUCCUCGGCCUUUUAAAAAUGUGUAAGUGACGACGGUUUGGUAGUAUAAAGAUAAUUCUACGACGGUUAGAUCAUG
Messenger RNA from Andrographis paniculata, 1914 nucleotides. Its product is annotated as pentatricopeptide repeat-containing protein At1g62910-like. The record is from RefSeq and is a predicted model, not a curated record. Gene Ontology annotation, molecular function: protein binding. The transcript has a single exon. The coding region runs from base 137 to 1621 and encodes 494 amino acids. NCBI's taxonomy places the organism in Eukaryota, Viridiplantae, Streptophyta, Magnoliopsida, Lamiales, Acanthaceae.